Molecule: messenger RNA, 240 nt
Organism: Saprolegnia parasitica CBS 223.65
Lineage: Eukaryota; Oomycota; Saprolegniomycetes; Saprolegniales; Saprolegniaceae
Exons: 3
Source: RefSeq, a predicted model, not a curated record
GCAACGCUUUCGUACCAAGAAACAACAGCCUUGGAGCAGCUUGAGCAAGUGCGUGUGACAUCCAAGUACUUGGACACAUACACAUCGGAUCUGGCGAAGGCCGUGAACCAACUGUCCAAGGAAGUCCGAUCCCUGGAAGAGGUCACUCGACAUCAAGAAUUGCUGUUGACCUUGUGGACCAUGCGCAGAGUCAAGGAACGUGCGAAGCCAUGCUGCUCGCUCAGAAAAACAAGACUGUGA